CUGAAUCAGUUGCUUUUAUACGAGACGACGAAGCACAUGCGUACACCCGACGUCAAUUCACAGCCAGCUGGCUAAUUGUUUUCUUUUUUCUCGACAGCACCUCUGGCACAGAGACUAGUUCAGAAUGAGUGUUCGUGCCGAGGAACGAGAUACCUAUUUAGUUUUUAAGUAAUCUAUUCAGCUAGCUAGCUGAUUUUUAUUUGAACGCCUCGUUGGACGCAAACGUACUUGCAUCGAUCACUAGAAAAAUAUUGGAGGGGAACAAAAAAAGCCUGGUUUUUGUUUGUUUUGCUUUAUUUCUUACCGUCAGCUAGCAAGCUAAGCUAGUUGUUAAGAUGGAACAUCACCAGGGAGCAAGUCGAUAUCAAGUGUUUCACAAUGAGGAUGAACCAUCUGAAGCAGCCAACAGCAUGGAGGCGUCCACAUCUGCCCAAUCAGCAGAGGCCCCCGCGGCCCAAUCAGCGGCAGUGGAAGCAGAGGCCCCGCCCCCUUCGUACGCCAGUAUCGCUUUGGGAGCGUCUGCAGCUCCAGAGUGCUGUUUCCAGGGAGACCUGCCCGUGCCCCCUCCGUACAGCAUCGCCACCUCGCUGCCCACCUACGACGAGGCGGAGAAAGCCAAGGCUGCCGCCAUGGCCGCUGCCUCCCUGGACAUGGUGCCCCGGUUGGAGGAGGACUUUCCCUCCCGCGCUGAUUUCAGCGACGCUGAUCAGCUGAGGGUGGGGAACGAUGGGAUAUUCCUGCUGGCUUUCUUCAUGGCCUUCCUGUUCAACUGGAUCGGCUUCUGCCUCUCGUUCUGCCUGCUGACCAACACCAUCGCGGGCCGAUACGGAGCCAUCUGCGGGUUUGGGCUGUCUCUCAUCAAGUGGAUCCUCAUCGUCAGGUUUUCUGAUUAUUUUACUGGAUACUUCAAUGGCCAAUACUGGCUCUGGUGGAUAUUCCUUGUUCUUGGCCUCCUGCUCUUUUUCCGAGGGUUCGUGAACUACCUGAAAGUGCGGAACAUGUCAGAAAACAUGGCAGCGUCUCACGGAACGCGCUUCCUGUACUAGAGGUUAAUGGUCGAAGUUCAUCUUGACCGCGGAUUUCCUGCGGAUUGCAACUCGACCCUGCAAGCCAACGACAAGAACACAGAGAGGGGAAAAUUACCCCACUCAGGCCCUCUGAGUCAUGAUGAAAGAACAAAAUUGACUUCACCCUUCCUUACAUGAGUUUGUGCAACCAAGGUCAUACACACUUGGACAAAGUGAUCAAAAUCACACACACGCACACACACACACACACCCACACACACCCAGACACAGAGACACACACACAUGGGCACGCACACACACAUUUUAAGGGAACGCUGAUAAUAGAACAGUCAUUGCUCAUCCACCUUCAUGUUGCACACUCGUAUGUUUGCUGCUCAUUUGUAUUGCAUUUGCUCAGCAGAAAAUGGCAAAUAAUAUGCAACCAAGGAGCUCUAUGCAAUUGUCCACUUCUCAAACUAUUUCAAAACAAAACUUGUAGGAAUUAUACUUCAGCAUUCCCACAUGUUUAUCAAUAUUUCCUUGGUAAUUGUAAACAUUAAUUGGUAUUGCUGGAACUGUAUUUGCUUUGGUAGGGAGUUUCCUUGAUUUCAUAUUAAACUGGACCUGUCAUGUGCUUGGGCCAGUUUUGUUUUAGUUUUUUUGAUGAUUUUUUUUUUAACAUCAUGUGCACAAUACAGGAAUAUAUAUUUACAUUUAGGUUGCGACUGGCUUACAAUAACAGAAAUAUACAGCUUUGUCAAUAUCAUUCCAACUGGAAUCCGUAGUUGUCCUGAUAUCAGACUUACCCAUUCAGUUUUUAAGUAUUCUUAUUUUGAAAUUACUGUAAUUGGCUUAAAUUGUGAUGUUUUUUUUUUUUGUUGAUUGUAAAGUAUCCUUAAUGCUUUGUUUUUUUUCUCCAUAAAAGCCAUUCCAGCAGCUACAACAGAUGCAUGGUUUACUAAGCUGCUUUAAAUCAAUGCAAUUCUAUAUUCUCAAGUCUAAUGUAUGUUUCUAAACAAGCUGACUUUUUUUAUAAUAAUUUUGGAAUUUCUCAACUUGAGGUGAUUGUGUAUGCUUCAUUGAAUUAUACUGUAUCUGGCCAAAUGUCAAUAAAGAUUAACAUGCA
Conger conger (European conger) is the source of this 2133-nucleotide messenger RNA. Its product is annotated as NEDD4 family-interacting protein 2-like. Gene Ontology annotation, molecular function: WW domain binding. Gene Ontology annotation, cellular component: perinuclear region of cytoplasm; Golgi apparatus; endoplasmic reticulum. The record is from RefSeq and is a predicted model, not a curated record. The transcript has 8 exons. Gene Ontology annotation, biological process: positive regulation of protein ubiquitination; metal ion transport; vacuolar transport. The coding region runs from base 336 to 1046 and encodes 236 amino acids. NCBI's taxonomy places the organism in Eukaryota, Metazoa, Chordata, Actinopteri, Anguilliformes, Congridae.